Messenger RNA from Plectropomus leopardus (leopard coralgrouper), 2093 nucleotides. It is a transcript of the gene syngr3a, whose product is annotated as synaptogyrin 3a. Lineage: Eukaryota; Metazoa; Chordata; Actinopteri; Perciformes; Serranidae. Gene Ontology annotation, cellular component: neuromuscular junction; synaptic vesicle membrane. The record is from RefSeq and is a predicted model, not a curated record.
GCAGCAGCGCAUCCAUCCUGCCGUGGAGCCGGGAGCGUGGAGCCGCGAGGAGCGCACCGAGAGAGACAGAAGAUGGACGGAGUGGGAUCGUUCGGAGCGGGCCGGACCGGGACCACCGUGGACCCGAUCACUUUCGCCAAACAGCCGACCACCAUCCUCAGAGUGCUGACCUGGAUAUUUUCCCUGGUGGUCUUUGCCUCCAUCGUGAACGAAGGUUAUGUCAACAUCGGCAGCGAGCGUCUCUACUGCGUCUACAAUAAGAACGCAGACGCCUGUAACUACGGCGUGUUCGUGGGCCUGGUGGGCCUGCUGGCGUCCUCCUUCUUCUUCCUGGUCGACUACAAGUUCUCCUCCAUCAGCUCUGUCAAAGACAGGAAGAAGGCUAUCAUGGUUGAGAUCGGCUUCUCAGGUUUCUGGACCUUCCUGUACUUUGUAAGUUUCUGCUUCCUGGCCAAUCAGUGGUCUCGGACUACGCCUGAUGAGCUGCCACUCAACCAGGGUGCAGACGCAGCGCGGGCCGCCAUCGCCUUCUCUUUCUUCUCCAUAAUCACCUGGGCUGGUCUAACAGUGCGUGCGGUCCAGAAGUAUCUGCUCGGCACAGACAUGACUCUGUUCACUACGGAGCACAUGGACGGCGGCGCGCCCACCCAGCCGUACCCGUCCAAUUCACCUGGAGGCAGCACCACCGAGACCACAGAGGCCUACCAGAGCCCCCCAUUCACCGAGAACAACGCAGCACCCACAUACCAGGUUCCCAUUUACUAGAUAGGAUAGACCUGAUGGUGGAAGAGGAAGGUCGGGAGAUGGAUGAGAGGAAAGUGAUAGAAAAUUGCUUUCUUUGAUGUUAAACCUGCAGUCGUUUCAUGUGUUGAUCUGGGCUGAGUUUUCAAUAAUUCUUUUACAAAAAAAGGCCUCCCCUUCUUUGUUCCCUCUUCUCGUUCCCUUUCCUUCCGUAACAUUCCAGCUUUAUCUGCACUUUUCUUGAACUUUUCGCAAAUCCUCAGAUCAGAGCAGAUGAGAGAAAAAGAAAACAAGAGGAGGAAAUGUUGGAGAGGAGGCCACUAUUUUGACAACAAAAAAAGAGAUGAAGGGAUCAAAAAGUGAGUGGCUCCACCACAAAGCAAGAGUUAGAUAAAAAUAGUGCAGAAGGCACUCACAUACGCCACCUUCAUCUUAUUCUUUUCAUUCUUUCGAGUAUCAGAAUCCCCUUUCAUACAAACAGCACGGGGAAUCUUUUCUUUUCUUUUUUUAAGCUACAGUACGGUCUGGUCGUUCCUCCCCCUCUCCCUGCUGCAGUUAAAAGUGAUCAUGUGUAUUGAAUCUGCAUGUUUCCAAACUUAGAGAUCAACUAAGUGCCAUACUGUACUGUGUGUCUCAGACAGUGACUUAAUUUAGUAGAUUUCCACAUGCUGUAAAAAACAAAAACGUUUUGUGACUAAGUGCAAUAUCUCACAUUCUUAUGUAGGUCUGUAGGUAGUUAUAUACUGUACUGUAGGUAGGAUAAGUACCGUCAGAUGAGACCAACUUUAGGCAUUGUCUCAAAUUACAUACUAGUCUUUGAACUGUACGACAAAUCUCAGGCAAAUUUCCAAAUUAAAAUCGUUGAUCUUACUUGACUGAAGUUUGCAAGAUAUGGAAGUUAUGUCUGAAUCUCACAUCCACAAAAGCUUGUUGCCAAUUUAAAUUAAAUUAAUAUUUGUCAGCAAGCUCUUAAAGCAUCUUGUCAAGCACUGACGGUCUUCCUCUGUGUGGUGGAAUCAUUAUUUUAAUACAUUUUAAAGAAAAACAUCGUCACAAUGCAAAUAUUUCUCGACUACAUUGUCACAACAGCUGAAUCUGCGUGAUUCUGGUUUGUUCAUGCAAAAAGGGUCAGAUUUCAAAGGGGAAAAUUUAAUCCACAAUGAAUCACUUAUCAGUCUGUUAUUUUUCUGUGCCAGGCAGCGAUGGAUUAUUUGAUUGGCCCAUGGAGCAUAAGCCCAAGGGCUCAGGAGGCCCCUGGACCAGACGGAGCCUCUGUUUGAAGUGAUUUUUAAUAUUUCUUGUUGGAACAAGCAAAAUAGCAAAAUUACAAAAAAGCUACAAAGAAAUGCACA